This is a messenger RNA of Drosophila ananassae, 2778 nucleotides long. RefSeq lists its product as uncharacterized. The transcript is spliced from 6 exons. The coding region runs from base 512 to 1393 and encodes 293 amino acids. The record is from RefSeq and is a predicted model, not a curated record. Lineage: Eukaryota; Metazoa; Arthropoda; Insecta; Diptera; Drosophilidae.
UAGAAUCCAGUUGGUUUCUGGCACUCGACAGUGGCGCACGAGACCUGCCCCGCCCCCAAAGCUGCCCCGCAGUCGCGAGCGAACUUUUGGCGCGCAAUUUUGUCAGCACUUGCUACUUGCAAUCUGCAACCUGCAACCUGCGGCAUCACAGAGCAAUUAAUUGGCUAAUAAUCGUUUUUUUUAAGUGUAUUUUUUUUAAAACAGGACUGUGUGUGUGCGACAGGGGGUGAGUGUGUGUAUGGAAGGAUAAUUGCAGGGCGCAUUUGAAAUAUUCAUGGGACAAGUGCAGCAGCGACAAAGGCCUGAAUUAUUCAAGAAACUAGCAGUUCCCCUUUUUUGUUUGUUCUGUGUGUGCUUGCCGCCGUUUUGUUUUCGCAAUAGCAGCAACUACAAAAACAAUAACAACAAUAGAAAGCGGCGAAAGGGUAACGCUCGCCGAUCCCAUGAACAUGUAAAUCCAAUAACAAUAGCCCAGAAUAAGAGAGACCGUUAGAAUCCGAGACCGAGCGAAAUGGCAGGAGCAACAGUAAGGAGCAACCGGCCUGGAGGGCAUGGCCACGGCUCCGGUUACGGAUACGGAUCCGGAUACGGGUACGGGCACGGCUACAGGCAUAAAUCCCACGGCGCCGCCGGCACGCAACUUCGCUGGCUGGACUGCUUCUGCCUCUGCCUCGUCCACCUGUGCCUGUUUGCCGCAGUUGCCGGCGAAGAAGUCACCACAGCAGGCAGUCUUUCCGAGGAAUGGGGAUCUGGCUGGCGGGGAACUAAUUUCCUAGUGGAGGUCGAGGAGACCGCUCCCAUGUCCCCGCCCUCUUCGUCCUCCGCCUCCGCUAAUGGCAGUGAGGACUACAUUGGGGAGCUUAGCAGCCAGGAGGCGGAGGAAGGAUUCACCACAGGAGCCACCACGGGAGUCACCAAUGGCACCACCACCGUAGAGACAGGACCGAAGAUCAUUGUGCGCACCGAGGAGGUCCUGAUUGUCGGCCUCGUCCUGGUGCUCUGGGUGGGCGCCAUCAUGCUCUUCUUCAACCGCUGGGGCAAGAUCCGGAUGCUGGAGCCCUAUCAGCCCAAGUUCCAGCAGCAGCACCGCAGCUCCUGUCCUCUGGUGGACAUGGACGCCGUUCCUACUCAUCAGCGCGCCUCCGUGUCGCGAAUGUCGAUGGGAAUGGUGCACAAUCUGAAUAUGCCGACGUGUCAAUUUGCGGCCUAUAAUCCCAACAUUUAUGCCAAGGGCUACGCCUCCCAUGUGUCGCAGGUGUCGCGUCCCCGGCAGAACUCCGUGUUCGUGGGGGCCAGUACCAGUCACUACCUGAUGCCGCGUCCGCCGCGGAAGACCCGCUCGGCGAUGGAUCUGCACUCCAUGGUGCUGGACGAGAGUGCCGAGCAGGUGUAAGUUGGCGAAGGAAACGCGGGGGAUCCAGUAAAGUAGUCGCUAGGUAAGGUGUGGGAGGAGGUGUGAGUGAGCGAGUGAGCGGCUGCCAGGACAACCCAUGAUUCUCCAACGAAAGCAUACAAUUAAGUCUCUACUUCAGGAUCAGCAUUAAGCUGGGGUGCCUGAGAGUAUGCUACAUAAUAGUUUUUGGCGGGGAAAGUGCGUGGGUUCAACGGCAGUCAAUAUGUUGUAUCUCAGCUUUUUUUUGUAAUGAGUGUAUGAGCGAUGGAGAGAUGGAUUAUAGCACUGUCCAAUAUUUGCAACUAAAAGUACCAUAUUUGUAUCACUCGGCUGUCUCUGUCUCUUUCUCCAACUAAGCAACUAUCUCUGUCGCAAAAGUGUGUUCUUCAGAGUCAAUUGAAAUCAACUUCAUUUCGGACAGCCGACAAGUAUCUAUCCUAGAGUAUUAUUAUCCUAGAGCCCUAUCCGGUGUUACUCAACGUAGUCUUGAUCUAUCUAACCUAAAACCGUAUAGCAUUUCCUCAACUUAGCGUUUCUCUUCACACAAAUAUUGGAUGCCAGAGCAAAUUGUUAUGUAUACAUACACAGAGAAAAAAAACGUAUAAUUAUCUAUAAAAUAUAUACAUAUUUGUAAGGGCUAAAGCCCGUAUUUAGUUUGUAAGCCCAAAGCUCAAACGAUCGCGAUCAGCCUACAACUCCAUACUUGACCAAAAACAUCUGUCAUUUCUCGAACUACAAUAUAUUAUAUUAUAUAUUACUCUUUCUAAACUAACUCUUAAGUAAUUUCGACCAACUACUAAGGAAACUGAGAAUGUCCUGGAAGGGUAGGGAGUUGCUGGAAGAUGUAGCUGAAAAGCCGAGGGAAGGGGAAACUUAAAACGAGAACAACAACUAACUAACGAAAGCUUUAAAUUCCUUGGGCCACUUUGGGGGACCCGCAAAACAAAAAAAAAACCAAGAACCCAUCCAGAUCGAAGUAAACUAAUCUAAUAGAUCCGAGAAUUAUUGUAUUUUUACGCUUAAGAUAAUGAAUAUAAAAGUCUAGUGCAACAAUAUGUGGAACAACUAACUAAAAACUAAAACCAAAACUAAUCCAAACCUUAACUCUCACAUCUAAAAUACAAUAUAGCUGAAAGAUAUCUUAACACUCGGACUUCAGACGCCCAAUUGUUGAUUAUGAAUGUUUAAUUAAAUUAUUUACAAUAUUUACAAGAGCCUGAGCAAACCAAUUAUAUAUACACUCGUGUACUAUAUCAAAAGCUAAACUAUACUAUAUAUACAUAAUAUAUAUUUAAUAUAUCUAUAUACAUGUAUGGAUGGAAACCCAAACAAUUAUAUACAUUUUGAAGGAUUCAAUUAAAUAAAUGAAACAAAUUAUAUUUGAA